UUCUAAUGUGUGUUUGUUAUUGCCGUUGAGAUGUUGUAGUUUGAGUCGUGCGUUGCGUCCCAACACACAGGAUCCUUCAAGGAAGGAAAUGCUUUGAACAAUGGACUGCGAUCAAACCCACAAAUGGAACUGUCGCAGUAUCGAUUUAUUUGAAACAAUAAUUAUAUAUAGUUAUAAUAUAGUUAUUAUAAUUAGUGUGAUUCCUGAAAACGUUUGUUCGGGUGAUUCUUCGUGUUUGAGAGCUUAUGCGGUUGAGAGCGUCAACAUUGCUCUUUGUUAACUCCACUCGAACUGACUUAACACACGGAUAGGGGUAAAAAGCAUGCAUGGGGUGUUAAAUAGGCGAAUCCUUAGCACUGAAAGCUCGGGUAUACUGAGCCGGGAUCCCCGUGCGGUCCCUACCUAAACCCUAACCUCAGAGUUGGGACGGCCCAAGGAUCGAUAGCAGACCCGUGCCAAUUUAACGAUUGUUUCCUCUGUCGCAGUUUUAAGCUGUUGGAAAUAUAGCUAGACUACAUGUCCCAUGAAGUCAUUGUAGUCCUAAAAUCCGGGAAACGAGUUCUCUGGUUCGUUCAGGCAUCCCUAUGGGAAAAUUAAUGGCGAAAAAAUAGGGUUUUGGUAUAAACGCCGAAAAAAGGUAUGAGAAAAAAGGAUUUUAUACGUUUUAUCUGGGAUAAUAACAGUAAAUUAACAUGCCCUUUAUGAAUGUCGUAGCCUUUGUGAUCUUAUAAAUGAUUAAAAAUACACACAAAGUGACGUUAGCUGUUGAAUAUUUCUCGUAGAACAAAACAUAAGAUCUCCUAAACCUGUGUUUAUCGCAGACAUUAUGUUUCGCGUUGAUCAUCCAAUUUUCUCCAUAGGCUUGGUGCAACGAACCAUGGCGGAGUUUGUGCCUACAAAAAUACGCCAUUACGAUGUCUCUAUUAGACGUCUUCACGGGUCCAACAUACCAGAUAUUCCGAGAAACGACCUGGAAGCAGGUCCUACAUUUAGAUUUUUGUCUCGGGUCUGAUAUAAACGGCACUGGUCUGGGUAAACGUUAUUUACUGCCUAGACCCGAUUUGGAUCCUUCCUAUGUUCAUUUAUGUUGUGAGGUGAUGUCAACUGCGCAAGCUUUCUAUCUGUGUAAGCCAAUUGCGACUCAAUACAAUUUAUUAAGAGUAUAGUGAAAAUAAGCCGAAAAGGGGAUUGUCCUCCUUGGGGGGAAAGUUUUAUAUUGUAGUGGACAAAGAUGAGGAUAACGUAAUCGGACCAGGUGUUCUGUGUGCAACCCGCUAUUCAGCUCAGUACCAUGUCAGGGUUUUUAGACAGUGUCCGGUGCGGAGACUGCGAGUGCAAUGUGGACUGGGGAGAGAGGCGAAACACCAUGGCAUCUAUAGCUGCUGGAGUCCUGUUUUUCACUGGUUGGUGGAUAAUCAUUGAUGCAGCUGUGAAAUAUCCAGAUGAGGCGGUCUUCCAUCAUGCCUAUCACACAUGUGGAGUCAUCGCUACUGUGGCUUUUCUCAUGAUCAAUGCUGUCUCGAAUGGCCAGGUGAGAGGGGACAGCUACAGUGAAGGUUGCAUUGGGCAGACAGGAGCUCGUGUGUGGCUCUUCAUUGGCUUCAUGCUGGCGUUCGGCUCUCUCAUCGCUUCCAUGUGGAUCCUGUUUGGAGGCUUUGUAGUGCCCAAGAAACCUGUUGUGUAUCCUGGUAUUGCGGUUUUCUUCCAAAAUGCAUUCAUUUUCUUUGGGGGCUUGGUGUUUAAGUUUGGACGCACUGAAGACUUGUGGCAGUAAUGGUUUCUGGUUUCUGUCAACUGUCAUACUAUCUGUUCUCUUAUUGUAUGAGACAGUAGUGUACGCUUUGGCCUGUCAAAACACUACUUUCUGUCUUUCAAGCGUUAGAAAAUAUUCACUUUAUAUAAUUACUUUAUAAUUUUGCUUUUUAGAUGAACUUGUUUAAUUUAUAAGUAGGUUGGUUGUUGCUGUACAAAUGUACAUUUUACUAAAGCAUCAUUUGCUGUUCCAUCUUUUAAUUCAAUGUUCUUUUCUUUUGAAUUCUUGUAAUGGGAUCUAGGUGUCUUUUCACUCCAAAUGUGUGGAGCCAUUCUGUUACAAUAAUUUACUACCUUCCAUUAUUUAUCUUGGAAACGGCAAAAUAAUAAAUGAGCAGAUUAUUAUUUUCCUUUUUAUUGUUUUUACAAUACACAUUUGUGCACUAAUAAUGUUUAAAAAAUAUUUAGCUUUCUGAUGAGGGCAUACAUCAGGGGGGGCAUGACAUCUAUGGAAGUGUUAGUCUUGUAAAUAGCCUAUUUUCUUAUGAUACAGUUACUGAUAAUAAGAAUUUAACCUUUAAUGUGGGCAAUUUGUCUUUCCUAUUGUCGAGAUGUGGGGUCUGUAAUUAAGCCAUUCUACUGAACCAUAAUCUGAUAGUUCAUAAUUCAAGGUGUAGUUUAAAGGAAGGAUUUAAUUCAGAGGUUUCGAUGCUCUGACCACCAUCUCUGUUCUUUGACUAUGUAUUUGACUACAAUGCUUAUACUUUCACAGUACUUGUAUAGUAACCAAACUGAGAUCACUGAACCUGAACAACUAUGGCAGCAUUAAAUUGAAAAUGUAAAACAA
Messenger RNA from Oncorhynchus kisutch (coho salmon), 2599 nucleotides. It is a transcript of the gene tmem50a, whose product is annotated as transmembrane protein 50A. The transcript is spliced from 7 exons. NCBI's taxonomy places the organism in Eukaryota, Metazoa, Chordata, Actinopteri, Salmoniformes, Salmonidae. The record is from RefSeq and is a predicted model, not a curated record. The coding region runs from base 1292 to 1774 and encodes 160 amino acids.